CUUCUUUCCUAUAAUGACCCAAUUUGAGUCUUGUUAACCUAGUUAUCUUUAUAGGAAAUCCAAGAAAUGGCAACAGCAGUGAUAGUUGAAUUACAGAGAAAUUCACCAAGUUGGGUUAAGGUAGUUGAUGAUAUAGUUAGAAUAGAAAAGAAGAUUUUCCCAAAACACGAAUCUUUGUCUAGAUCUUUUGAUGAAGAACUGAAAAAGAAGAACUGUGGGUUGCUUUACAUCCAAUUGGGUGCAGAUAUUGCUGGUUAUGUCAUGUAUUCUUGGCCUUCUUCACUCUGUGCUUGCAUCACUAAAUUAGCAGUGAAAGAGAAUUACAGGGGUCAAGGCCAUGGAGAAAAAUUGCUGAAGGCAGCGGUUCAGAAAUGCAGAACAAGAAAUAUUCAUCGGAUAUCGCUUCACGUAGAUCCUACAAGAACUCCAGCCAUGCAGCUCUACAAGAAGCUUGGUUUUCAAGUGGAUACUCUUGUGGAAGGCUAUUAUUCUUCAGAUAGAAAUGCCUAUAGAAUGUAUUUGGAUUUUGACAUGGAAUAAUAGCAUAAUGAAAUCAAGAGUGAAUUUGAUCUUUCCAUGA
Lycium ferocissimum is the source of this 580-nucleotide messenger RNA. RefSeq lists its product as uncharacterized. Bases 67 to 540 code for a protein of 157 amino acids. Gene Ontology annotation, molecular function: acyltransferase activity, transferring groups other than amino-acyl groups. The record is from RefSeq and is a predicted model, not a curated record. NCBI's taxonomy places the organism in Eukaryota, Viridiplantae, Streptophyta, Magnoliopsida, Solanales, Solanaceae. The transcript is spliced from 2 exons.